This is a messenger RNA of Raphanus sativus (radish), 938 nucleotides long. RefSeq lists its product as uncharacterized. NCBI's taxonomy places the organism in Eukaryota, Viridiplantae, Streptophyta, Magnoliopsida, Brassicales, Brassicaceae. Bases 108 to 857 code for a protein of 249 amino acids. The transcript is spliced from 5 exons. The record is from RefSeq and is a predicted model, not a curated record.
ACCGUUAAACGUCAAACCUUUUACAGUCCCAAAUCAAACAGAGCUUUAGCCCCUUUGUUCAAUUUCAUCUACUCGCGAAAGGAAAAGUCUCCAACUUUCUCUCGGCGAUGGGGAAGAACCAAGGUUACAAGGCUAUGCAGAGAGCCAGAGUUGGCUCUAGCUCCGGCUCCGCCGCGCCGGACGAGAUCGAAGACGGCAUGGUGGAUGGUUCAUAUCAUACACCAGAGUGGCAUGCUGCUCGUUUGGCUGGUCUCCAGACUACGCACACCAUUACUUGGGAAGAAUAUAAGAAGAAGCAAAAGGAAGAAGAAAUGAAAAAGGGGGAACUUGAAGCAGAUACUGAUAAGUUGAUGCGUGAGUACAGAGCUCAGCUGGAUGCCGAAAGGGCAAUGAAACUCUCUAAGGGAAGGAACUUCUCCAGCGAUAAAUCCAGAAAAGAUAGGAAGGAGAGAGAUGUCACAGAUAAAAAAGACAGAGAUUCUAAGAGAAAGAAAAGCAAAAAGAGAAAGGUGCUUCCUCGUAACAACCACAUCGACGUUCGAGAAGGCAUUCGUCUGACUCAAGCUCCUCCUCCUCAAGCUCAUCCUCCGAGUCAUCAAGCAGCGAUGAAGAGGAAUCUAGAAGGUCAAGGUCAAGUUCUAGAAGAUCUAAAAGGGAGAAGAAACACAAAUCUAAAGGUAGCAGACACUCGAGCAAAAGCAAAGAUGUGGAUGAUGGUCCAGUGCCUUUGUCGAAAUUCUUUGGCAGUCUUAAGAAGAGUUAGACACCCAUUUGAAGAUUUGUGUUUCAUCAUAUACUCAAUUUGUUACACUGGAUUCAAUAAUUGCAUAAUCUUCAGACAUGAAAACUAUUUUUGAGAUUGAUUUAAACUCUUGUCUUAAAUGAUUGCAACAAGAAAAUGAGGACAACUUACAAAUACGUAGACAGAGAGAGAGAGA